This is a messenger RNA of Rhododendron vialii, 2367 nucleotides long. RefSeq names its product nucleobase-ascorbate transporter 6-like. Gene Ontology annotation, molecular function: transmembrane transporter activity. The transcript is spliced from 14 exons. Gene Ontology annotation, cellular component: membrane; plasmodesma. NCBI's taxonomy places the organism in Eukaryota, Viridiplantae, Streptophyta, Magnoliopsida, Ericales, Ericaceae. The record is from RefSeq and is a predicted model, not a curated record. The coding region runs from base 504 to 2087 and encodes 527 amino acids. Gene Ontology annotation, biological process: transmembrane transport.
CGAAUGAACUUUCUUUUUUCUUUCUGUAAUUACAAUUAUGUUGAUUAGUUAUCGAGUGAUCUCGAGGUACCGAUACGUGGUGCUCUAACUCCCUUUUCAAUCACAAAUUUCGGUGAAGUUAAUACACUUGGUACGAAGGCCCACCGUAAUGAAAAAAGAUUUUAAACAUCACGUGACAGUGCCCCAAAAUCACGGAAUUACUUUUCUGUAUUGUUAGCUUUUAACAUUAUAAUGUCAGUUGUUACAGUUCCGUUUUGUGCUUUUCUCUUCAAUAUAAUAGAGGGCAGGGCAUGUGGGGGGCUUGUCACUAACUUUCUAUGGUUCAUGUCUCUCAGUGACUGAACUUCCUGGGUGUUUAAUUUUUUUGAGCAUUUCUUUAAUUUCUUUAUCAUUUUCAUUGUUUUCUAAGAAAUUUGGAGCAGAUUUGGGUUUUAAAGUUUUGAGAUUAGUGUCUCUUGGUACUCUUUUAGAAAGAGAAAGGAGAUAGAGAGAGGGAGGGAGGAAUGGCAGCAAAGUCGGAUGAGCCAGCACCACACCCACCAAAGGAUCAACUUCCCGAUGUCUCCUACUGCAUUACCAGUCCUCCCCCAUGGCCCGAGGCUGUCCUCCUUGGGUUUCAGCAUUACCUGGUGGUGCUUGGCACAGCAGUUAUCAUACCAACGGCUCUUGUUCCCCAAAUGGGAGGAGGAAAUGAGGAGAAAGCAAAGGUGAUCCAGACAUUACUCUUUGUUGCUGGAUUGAACACGUUACUGCAGACAUAUUUCGGGACUAGAUUGCCAGCGGUGAUUGGAGGGUCCUAUACAUUUGUUGCAGCCACAAUCUCAAUUAUCCUUUCCGGUCGCUUCAAUGAUCCAAACCCUAUAGAGAGAUUCAAACAGACAAUGCAGGCAAUCCAGGGGGCACUCAUUGUUGCUUCAACUCUUCAAAUUGUCCUGGGUUUCAGUGGCCUUUGGCGUAAUGUCACAAGGUUCUUGAGUCCACUCUCAGCUGUUCCUUUGGUUGCUCUUGCUGGUUUUGGGCUCUACGAGUUUGGUUUCCCUGGGGUUGCUAAAUGCAUUGAAAUUGGACUGCCACAACUUAUCCUUUUAGUGUUUUUCUCACAGUAUCUAUCCCAUGUGUUGAAAAGAGGAAGAAAAGUUUCUGUUUUUGAACGGUUUGCUGUAAUAUUUACUGUGGUCAUUGUAUGGAUUUAUGCUCACCUACUAACUGUCGGUGGGGCCUACGAUGAUAAAGCGCCAAAAACACAGGCAAACUGUCGCACUGAUCGCUCUGGACUUAUUGAUGGUGCUCCUUGGAUAAGACUUCCCUAUCCCUUUCAAUGGGGACCGCCUUCAUUUGAUGCCGGUGAAGCCUUUGCCAUGAUGGUCACUUCAUUUGUUGCUCUUGUAGAGUCCACUGGCGCCUUUAUUGCUGUGUCAAGAUAUGCAAGUGCAACACCUAUGCCGCCUUCUGUUCUCAGCCGAGGCGUUGGUUGGCAGGGAGUUGGCAUUUUGCUGUCUGGAUUGUUUGGAACUGUGAAUGGAUCCUCCGUGUCGGUUGAGAAUGCUGGUCUUUUAGCUUUGACUCGUGUUGGCAGUAGAAGGGUUGUGCAAAUAUCUGCUGGCUUCAUGAUUUUCUUUUCCAUUCUUGGGAAAUUUGGAGCAGUCUUUGCUUCCAUUCCGGCACCCAUUGUUGCUGCUUUAUAUUGCGUUUUCUUUGCUUAUGUGGGUUCAGUAGGUUUAAGUUUCCUUCAGUUCUGCAAUCUCAACAGCUUCCGAACAAAGUUCAUAUUGGGCUUCUCUAUCUUUCUGGGCUUAUCUGUACCCCAGUACUUCAAUGAGUACACUGUGAUCAGUGGAUACGGCCCGGUUCACUCAAGUGGAAGAUGGUUCAACGACAUGAUUAACGUUCCAUUCUCGUCGGAAGCAUUUGUUGCGGGUGUGUUGGCAUAUUUCCUUGACAACACAAUCCACAAGAGAGAUGGCUCUAUUAGAAAAGACCGUGGUAAGCAUUGGUGGGACAAAUUCCGGUACUAUAAGACAGAUACAAGAAGUGAGGAAUUCUAUUCACUGCCCCUGAAUCUCAACAAAUAUUUCCCAUCAGUGUGAUUAGGCAUUGCUGAGAUAUAACGCGGUCAGGUGAAAUCUUGCUCCCUCACUGUAUGGAGAAGAGAAAAUAGCACGGUUUAGCUAUUUGUGGGUGUACUAUUAUAUAAUUGUUAUAUUUCGGGGUUAUUACUUGUUAAAGCAGAGUAUAAUUGGUAUCUUCAUUUAUAGGAUGCAUUGUGAACAUUUAUUACUUUUAGCUUCUUUUCUGUAAAUCAUUGGAUCAACUUCCUCAGUUGCUUAUCAAGUUUCGAAUUGAAGGCACUGCUGUAGUGUCGAAUAA